Messenger RNA from Diospyros lotus (date-plum), 1278 nucleotides. Its product is annotated as ethylene-responsive transcription factor ERF038-like. The transcript has a single exon. NCBI's taxonomy places the organism in Eukaryota, Viridiplantae, Streptophyta, Magnoliopsida, Ericales, Ebenaceae. Bases 77 to 814 code for a protein of 245 amino acids. Gene Ontology annotation, biological process: regulation of DNA-templated transcription. Gene Ontology annotation, molecular function: DNA-binding transcription factor activity; DNA binding. The record is from RefSeq and is a predicted model, not a curated record.
UGAAGUAUAAGAAGCCAGCUCGGUAUCUGAAGACGUGGUUCACGCAGUCUCCUCUGCCCCAUGAAGCUCCAUCACCAUGGAGGUAACUUUUCUUACAGAACGUGAGAAUCAAACCACCUGGUCCACUUCUUCUUCCAUCGCCGCCACCGCUUCCUCAUCUCCUCCACGUACUCCGGCCAAAACCGUGAAAGAGAGACGCUGCAAGAGAGGUCAUGAAGCCAAAUUUGGUUCGGAUGAUAUUGGAAGGAAGGGUUCUAAGAGCAGUGACGAUGGGAAACACCGUAUUUAUCAUGGUGUUCGGAUGCGCCAUUGGGGAAAAUGGGUUUCUGAGAUAAGGGAGCCUCGGAAGAAGUCAAGAAUUUGGCUCGGGACCUUCGAGAUGCCGGAAAUGGCGGCUCGAGCCCACGACGUAGCUGCCAUUGCGAUCAAAGGCGGCUCUGCUCAGCUCAACUUCCCGGAGUUGGCUAAUGAACUUCCCCGCCCGGCUUCCAAGUCACCCAAGGACAUCCAGGCCGCGGCAGCCCAGGCAGCCGCCCAAGCGCCUCUUGGAAUCAACCAUGAAUCUGAGGCAGAGUUGAUGGCUUGUUCCCGAACCUCCGACACCAACGUGGCAUCCAAUGAUACUGGAGAGCUGUCAACUUCACAUCUGAGCGGCGUUGACGAUCCGUUCUUCGACCUGCCAGACCUCUUCCUCGGCCUAGGCCAUCACAUGGACGAGCUUUAUAGCGCGCUGCCAUGGCAGCUGUUCCAAACGGAGCAGGUUGAAGAUGAAUGCUGGGGGGAAGACCCUUUGUUAUGGAACCACUGCUGCUAGAGGUGUAUCUUGUCCAUUUGAUGCACGGAAUUGGCAGUUUGGCAGUACAUUUAGCUGCAGGUCGAUCCAAAUUCAAGCUCGAAAGGGGAAUCAAAGAAGCUUUUUAUAUCAGAUAGUUGAGUUUGGAUUUGCAUGGCUUAAAACAGUUUGCUUUCUCUGUGAUUUUAACCUCUUAUUCAUGUUAGAGAAACUGUCGUUCCAUGCUUGGAUCUGGGUUUUCUCCAAAAAUAAAAAAUAAAAAAUUGGCAUAGAGUGUGGGGGAAUUUAAUGUUUUGUUUAAGUGGGACUUCUAUCCAUUAAGCUGCAAUGUAUGAAUUUUAAUAUGGUAAACCUUUUUUGUGGUGACAAAUAUGUGAUCAGGAUAUUUUGAAGAAAUUGUCGUCGCAUUCAUACUUCAAAAAAUAAUGAGCUAUUUGUCUUAAGUAAUAGAAUGUAAGACUAAUCUGUGUAUUUCUCUCUCUCUC